This is a messenger RNA of Ixodes scapularis (black-legged tick), 1380 nucleotides long. RefSeq names its product putative nuclease HARBI1. The record is from RefSeq and is a predicted model, not a curated record. The transcript has 4 exons. Lineage: Eukaryota; Metazoa; Arthropoda; Arachnida; Ixodida; Ixodidae. Bases 555 to 1220 code for a protein of 221 amino acids.
CAAGCGAGUGAAGUCCGGUGGCUUCACUUGCGAGAGCGGCAAGCGCGAUCCAGCAAUUGUCAUUGAGAUCAGUGGUGCAAAUUAAUUAAGCCUAGAAAAAUGCAACCCAAUCGAAAGCCAUCCAUCGGUUCGCUGGGUUCGCGCGCCGUUUUUGCUCCGAGGCCACCGAGGCGGCGAGGCUAUCUCCGUACUGUUAAGUGGAGUUUUGCUAAGUACACUACACAGCAUGGAAAUGCAAGGGACAGGCUCAACCCACUCGAACAUUUCAACGACCGCGAAUUCCUGAAGCGGUACCGCUUUGGCAAGUCGACCGUGGUAAGCCUCCUCGAGUCCCUGCCGCUGGCGGCGAGCGGUCUGCCGCUCUCUCCGAUGCUGCAGCUCCUCAUUGCUCUGAGGUUUUAUGGAGCCGGAACUUUCCAACUGCGGGGGACCUUGGGAACGUCUCGCAACCGACGGUUUGCCGGGUCAUCGAGCGAGUGUCGCGGGUCCUGGCUGCAUCUCUCUUCCCCCGCCUGGUCCAAUUCCCCGAGAGCGCAGCGGACUUCGAUCAAAGGAUGCUGGAGUUUUACCAGAUCGGAAACUUCCCAGGCGUCAGUGGGUGCAUUGACUGCACCCACGUCAAAAUAAAGGGACCUGGCGGUCCCGAUGGCGAGGUCUUCAGGAACCGGAAGGGGUUCUUCUCCAUCAACGUGCAGGCGAUCACAGGACCCCAGCUGCAAUUUUUUUAUUUUGUCGCUAGCUGGCCAGGCUCCGUGCCCGACAGUCGGAUCUUCGACAACAGCCGUGCACGGGUCCUUUACGAGCACCGGCGUAUUCCUGGCCUGCUCCUCGGGGAUGCGGCCUAUGCCUGCAUGUCGUUUCUUCUGACCCCUCUCACCAGCCCAGGGGCAGCCAACAGCCCAGAGGGCAGGUACCAAGCAGCGCAUCUCAAAACAAGAAACUCGGUGGAGCGGGCAUUCGAUGCGUUCAAGAGGCGCUUUCCGUGCCUAGAUAUGAGGCUGCAGUAUAAGGGGGAAAGGUCAGCCACCGUAAUCACUGCAUGUGCUGCUCUGCAUAACCUGGCUUGCCUACGGAAAGAGCCAUGCCCACCCGCUCCACCUCCUCCACCAGUCCCUCGUCGACGCCAGAAGCCCCACAUCUUGCCUUCCCCUCCCGAGCCAGCCGACACCGUCAACGGCUCGCGGACACGCACACGCAUCAUAGCGCGGUGUUUCCAGUGAGGGCAUUUCUUUAGAAAAUGACGAUAGAUCACAAUCAUCACAUUUGCUAUUUGAUAUUCAGUGUAUUUUCUUAGUUCGAUUUCAUAUUAGUUUUACUACCUGACUCGGGCAGCAGAUGUUUACUUUUUGCGCAGGUUGUUUAUUUCGGUAAUAAAUGAAU